Molecule: messenger RNA, 2303 nt
Organism: Eleginops maclovinus (Patagonian blennie)
Lineage: Eukaryota; Metazoa; Chordata; Actinopteri; Perciformes; Eleginopidae
Product: carbonic anhydrase 4-like
Exons: 8
Coding region: 624-1541 (305 amino acids)
Biological process (GO): one-carbon metabolic process
Cellular component (GO): plasma membrane
Molecular function (GO): zinc ion binding; carbonate dehydratase activity
Source: RefSeq, a predicted model, not a curated record
UGGAAACCAGGUGGUGCUUAUAAAACUGACGAUGACUGUUUAAGCAUGCACCAUACCAGGAUUCAUGUGUAUUAUGCUAAUAGUGGCUAAUGUAGCAUUGUAUAAAGCAAAGAUGAGGAGCAGGUCACCGAAUCUGUUAGUCUCCCUGCACCACACACUCACAUUCUUUCAGAUUUUUUAAAAUGAUGUCAGAUGACUCAAGUGACAUCACUUCGGGCACUUCACAAGACUUAAUGGUACCUCUCUGGAACCAGAAAAAACUUUAUAUAACUUUUUUCACAUAUGUCUUGUAGACUUGUCGUCAAAACGUUUGAAAAGUUUGAUCUUACAUUUCCUGGAAUUCAACACACUUUUUAGUCUGAUGAAGGAGACAACAGAUUUAAGUUUAACACUUAUGAAACUAUCUGGAAAGCACCAUGGUAUCUGAUCUCAGAUGUGGCCACAGAGGGGCCUCUCUUUCCCUGUUCACACACCUGGCAACUUUCUCAGAGACACACACAGACAUACACUCACACACCUUUUUUCAUUAAAUCUCCCUCCCUCUCUCAAGUGCAGCUCAUUGUCAGCAUGUGGAGGCAGCUGAAAUUAGUCUGUCAGGAUCUUCUCAGGUCUCUGUGCUGAUCAUGGAUUUUUCUGUCUACCUCCUGACUCUGCUUUCUCUCUUCUCUCAGUGCACAGCCCAGUGGUGUUACCAGAGCCAGUACUCCUGUGAUGACACAUGCAGAGAUCCUAUUCGAUGGGCAGCUCAGUUUCCCAGCUGUGGAGGACUACGCCAAUCCCCAAUCAACAUAGUCACAACUAAAGUGCACGUCAACGGCGCCCUGCCGCCCUUCAACUUCAUCGGUCACACCAACACUAUCAACGUCACGGUGGACAACAAAGGACACUCUGCUCACUUUGCUCUGCCGCAGUCAGUCCGUCUGACUGGAGGAGCUCUGCCCGGUCAUUACCGAGCCGCCCAGUUUCACUUCCACUGGGGAGGCAAUGGGAGACCUGGAUCAGAGCACACCAUUGAUGGAGAGCAGUUCCCCAUGGAGCUGCACAUAGUCCACAUCAAGGAACCGUACGGCUCUCUAGCGGAGGCCGAACAUGAUAUGGCUGGUAUAGCUCUGCUUGCCUUCCUGUUUGAGGAAACCCCAGAUGAUAAUCCUCAGUUGGACAUAGUAAUAGCUGCUUUGGGACGAGUACAAACCAAUGGCAGCAGCACUGUGAUCCCAGACUUCAGGCUCAGUGAUAUUAUCCCGUCAGAUAAGGACCUGCACAGUUACUACCGCUAUGUCGGCUCCAUGACAACUCCAGGAUGUGAGCAGGCCGUAGCCUGGACGUUGUUUCACAGGAUGAUCUCCAUCAGCAGUCGCCAGCUGGAAUCGAUAACUCAGCAGUGUCGAUUUUGGACGGGACAGCCCAUGAUGAACAUCUUCAGACCUACGCAGCCUCUAGACGGCAGAGUGGUGUAUCGGUCCAAGGCAGGCGCCGCUAUGGGGAGUGUGAUGCACUGGUGGGUCGGGGCUUUCUCAGUCCUGCUUGGACAACGAGUCUGAUACACUGACUCAGCACAGCACAACAUCUGCUUUAAAUGUCACCUGUAUUUGAAUAUAAACUACAGCCUACUUAAUCCAUGAUGAUGUCUGUGACAGUGAGGGAUUUUUUGUGCUAUUGUAGAAUGUGUAUUUUCCUUUUACCAGUAGUGAAGAAGUGAGCGUUAUACAGGCUAUUUAGGAGGAACGGGUCUGUUGACCUGUUAUCAUCAUGACCUCCAUUUAAGUCUGGAUAAUAUUCAGUUUCUGUGUGAGGCGGAUCUUUACCUCAGCAGGCCUUUACGUCAACUUUCCUUAUUGUUGUCAUUAGUGGAGUCAAUAUUUUAUAAAUGCAAACUGUUGCUUUAGAGUAACGCUUAUCUACUUUAUUCUUAAAUGUGUUUUCCAGUGUGAUAGAAGAGUGAUGAAAAUAGCUGUAUAAUUAACGGUUAACAAUAGGUUUUAUUUUGCCUUUCUGACAAUAACAAUCUGAUGGUCUUUCCUUUUUCAAUAACUGCUACUUUUUUGUAACUUAUCCUGCAUAUUGUUCUCUUCACUGACAAUCACACAACUCAGUGUAGAAAAUUAAACAAUCAAGGCUUUUACUUAAUAUUCUGUACACUUGUUAAUUUGUAGACAAACCAAAUGAGUUGUAAAAAAACAGUGAAUGUAUUUAAAUCCUUGUACAAUCACAAAAUAGACCUGAAUCAUUUUAUGUUAGAAAUCAUUUGAUUUUUAGAAAUAAUUCUAAUUAUUGAUACCAUGUUAAUGAAAUAUGAAACUAAA